Messenger RNA from Eptesicus fuscus (big brown bat), 1269 nucleotides. RefSeq names its product NME/NM23 family member 7 (gene NME7). Gene Ontology annotation, biological process: GTP biosynthetic process; UTP biosynthetic process; CTP biosynthetic process. Lineage: Eukaryota; Metazoa; Chordata; Mammalia; Chiroptera; Vespertilionidae. The coding region runs from base 74 to 1204 and encodes 376 amino acids. The transcript is spliced from 12 exons. Gene Ontology annotation, molecular function: nucleoside diphosphate kinase activity; ATP binding. Gene Ontology annotation, cellular component: centrosome. The record is from RefSeq and is a predicted model, not a curated record.
CGGGCGUCGGUGUCAGAGCUGGUGUCUUCCUGUGGCAGUGCUACCGAUUUCUUUGUGCUGAGCUCCUGAGACUAUGAGUCAGAGUGAAAGAUUCGUUUUCAUCACAGAGUGGUACGAUCCAAACGCUUCCCUUUUUCGCCGGUAUGAGCUUUUGUAUUACCCCGGGGACGGAUCUGUUGAAAUGCAUGACGUGAAGAACCGCCGCACCUUUCUGAAACGGACCAGGUAUGACGACCUCCACCUGGAAGAUCUGUUCAUCGGCAACAAAGUGAACAUCUUCUCCCGGCAGCUGGUGCUGAUUGAUUACGGGGACCAGUACACAGCUCGCCAGCUGGGCAGCAGGAAGGAAAAAACGUUAGCCCUGAUUAAGCCAGAUGCCGUUUCAAAAGCUGGAGAAAUAAUUGAAAUAAUAAACAAAGCUGGGUUUACUAUCACCAAACUCAGAAUGAUGAUGCUUUCAAGGAAAGAAGCAGCAGAUUUUCAUAUGGACCAUCAGUCAAAGCCCUUUUUUAAUGAGCUGAUCCAGUUCAUUACAAGCGGUCCUGUCAUUGCCAUGGAGAUUUUAAGAGAUGAUGGUAUCAGUGAAUGGAAGAGACUGCUCGGACCUGCCAACUCUGUGGUGGCGCGUGCGGAUGCGCCCGGAAGCAUCCGAGCCCUCUUCGGAGCCGAUUGCAUCAGAAACGCAGCUCACGGCCCCGACUCCUUCGCCUGUGCGGCGCGGGAAAUGGAGUUAUUUUUUCCUUCAAGUGGGGUCUGUGGACCAGCAAACAGUGCUAAAUUUACCAAUUGUACCUGUUGCAUUAUUAAGCCCCAUGCCAUCAGCGAAGGACUGCUGGGGAAGAUCCUAAUGGCCAUCCGAGACGCAGGCUUUGAGGUCUCAGCUAUGCAGAUGUUCAACAUGGAUCGAGCUAACGUUGAAGAGUUUUACGAAGUUUAUAAAGGAGUGGUGUCUGAGUAUAACGAGAUGGUGACAGAAAUGUAUUCUGGCCCUUGCGUGGCAUUGGAGAUCCUGCAGACUAACCCUGCAAAGACCUUCCGAGAGCUCUGUGGGCCUGCGGAUCCUGAAAUUGCCCGGCAUCUGCGUCCCUGCACCCUCCGAGCGGUCUUCGGCAAAUCCAAGAUCCAGAACGCCGUGCACUGCACAGACCUGCCAGAGGACGGGCUGCUGGAGGUCCAGUAUUUCUUCAAGAUCCUGGACAACUAGCCGUGGAGACGGAGGAGCCGCGGCGCGGAGACGAGGACUCAGGCACGGGGAGCACGUUCAUUCUU